UUCAGUCAUUGAAUGAUAGUCAAAGAGAACACAUCAAUUUUUCCCUUAAAUAUUUCCAACUAAACUAAGAAUGUCUUCGGAAUAUUGGAAUUCCAAAGUGGCGGUGGUGACUGGAGCCUCAGUGGGAAUUGGGGCCCACAUUGCCAUAAAGCUUGCAAAUGCUGGCAUAACUGUUGUAGGUUUGGCUAGACGUUCAGACCUGAUAGAGAAUCUCAACAAAGAUGUCUUGGAAAGUGGUGCCAAAAUUCAUGCUUAUCACUGUGACUUCACCCAAGAGCAAAGUAUCGAUGAAGCUUUCAAAUGGAUAGCAGAGAAAUUUGGUUCCAUCAGCAUUCUGAUUUGUAAUGCUGGCAUAAUAAAGGCCAACUUUGUCAUUGAAUCUUCCAAUGCUGAAAUUAAGGAGUUAUAUGAUUUGAAUGUAUUUGCCACAACCAUUUGCCUACGUGAAGGUUUAAAGUUGAUGAGAACUCCGGAAAAUCAUAGGGGACACAUUAUUGUAUUGAACAGCAUUCUAGGACAUCGCAUACCGGAUGUGGCCGUGCCCCUAUUCAGUGUUUAUCCUGCCACAAAACAUGCGAUUACGGGUCUGUGUCAGACAGUGCGUCAGGAAAUACAUUUCCUUAAAUUAAAUAUCAAAUUAACGAGCAUCAAUCCCGGCAUGGUGGAUACAGAUUUCCUCAGUGUUUACUCACACACACUAGACGACCUGCCGAAGCUGAAUGCAAUGGAUGUUGCCAAUGCAGUUAUGUAUGCACUUGAGACACCGAACCACGUUCAGGUCGAAGAUGUAACACUGCAAGCCAUGCGGCUUCACAAUGCCGGUAGCAACCACAAUUGAGAGAGUGGUAAAGGGCCAGCCCGGCUAUCCACUUUAUAAACAAUCGCCCCAAAAAUACUCAUACAUGCACAGGCAGCCACAAAAGGGCGACAAGAGUUUAAUGCAGAAAAUAAAAAUUAAACUUACGGCAAAACGCUGUAGCUUUAUUAAGUUCGAUGGUUUUUAUUAGAUAAACAAAACAUUGUAAACAUACAUAUCACAUUAUUGUUGCACCACUACAUAAACGAAAGGUCUUUGCACGCGGGUAAAUUCAUUAAAUAAACAACAACACUUUCAUUCACAAA
This is a messenger RNA of Stomoxys calcitrans (stable fly), 1122 nucleotides long. RefSeq names its product farnesol dehydrogenase (gene rdhB). Lineage: Eukaryota; Metazoa; Arthropoda; Insecta; Diptera; Muscidae. The transcript is spliced from 5 exons. The coding region runs from base 71 to 838 and encodes 255 amino acids. The record is from RefSeq and is a predicted model, not a curated record.